Molecule: messenger RNA, 987 nt
Organism: Schistosoma bovis
Lineage: Eukaryota; Metazoa; Platyhelminthes; Trematoda; Strigeidida; Schistosomatidae
Source: the annotation of a GenBank genome assembly
AUGACUGUUAGGGAUGCCCUCAAUUCUGCUAUGCGUGAAGAACUGGAACGGGAUAAAGAUGUUAUUAUUCUAGGCGAGGAAGUUGCUGAAUAUGACGGUGCCUACAAAGUUACGAAAGGUCUUUGGAAGAUGUUUGGAGAUAGUCGUGUCAUGGAUACACCGAUAACAGAGAUGGGGUUUGCUGGAAUUGCUGUUGGAGCAGCUAUGGCUGGCCUGAAGCCUAUAUGUGAAUUCAUGACUUUUAAUUUCGCUAUGCAGGCUAUAGACCAAAUAAUCAAUUCUGCUGCAAAAUCAUCGUACAUGUCCGCUGGACUAGUGUCAGUCCCAAUUGUUUUCAGAGGGCCGAAUGGAUGCUCUGCUGGCGUCGCCGCCCAGCAUAGUCAGGAUUACGGUGCGUGGUACGCUAGUUGCCCUGGUCUUAAAGUUCUGGCUCCCUACAGUUGUGAAGAUUGUCGAGGUCUCCUGAAAUCGGCCAUACGUGAUCCGGAUCCAGUGGUUCAUUUGGAGAGCGAAUUAUUAUAUGGACAGUCAUUUGAUGUUUCAGACGAAGCAUUGUCUUCAGACUUCUUGCUUCCUAUAGGUCAAGCUAAAGUUGAAAGGGAAGGGAAAGAUGUCACUCUCGUUAGUUACAGUUUAGGUGUGGGUACUUGCCUUGCCGCUGCUGAAGAAUUAUCAAAACUAGGUAUCAGUGCCGAGGUAAUUAAUUUGCGUUCCUUGCGGCCAAUGGAUGAAGAAACAAUAUUUCAAUCCGUUAAAAAGACACAUUAUUUAGUAACCGUAGAAAAUGGUUGGCCUGUAUGUGGUAUUGGUGCUGAAAUAUGUGCUCGCGUCAUGGAAACGGAUACUUUCAACUAUUUAGAUGCUCCAGUUUUACGGGUGACUGGCGCAGAUAUUCCUAUGCCAUAUGCUCAAAAUCUGGAGCGUGCUUCUUAUCCUGAUACACAUAAUAUUGUAACUACUGUAAAAAUGGUUAAGAAUAUUCAGUGA